Drosophila suzukii is the source of this 300-nucleotide messenger RNA. Its product is annotated as SCO-spondin. The record is from RefSeq and is a predicted model, not a curated record. Lineage: Eukaryota; Metazoa; Arthropoda; Insecta; Diptera; Drosophilidae.
GUUGAUCCCAUGAAUGAAACGUAAAAGAUGUACUUCAGUCUGUUCUCCUUAGUUAUAAUGUGGAUAUUAUAUUCUACACAUGCUGAAAUACCACUUAUUGAGUCUUGUCACCAUCACAGGGUAAUGGUUAAAUGCAAGCCACCUUGCCCCAAAAUGUGCUCGAAUUACUAUUAUACUCGCAAAUGUAUCGCGAAGAAAUGUGAACGUGGAUGCGCCUGUAAAAAGGGUUGGUUGCUAACUAAGAAUGUCCAGGGCUAUUGUAUUCCGCGAGCAUCUUGCAAACGACAUAUCAUAGAGUAA